This is a messenger RNA of Dreissena polymorpha, 3826 nucleotides long. RefSeq names its product sodium/hydrogen exchanger 3-like. Gene Ontology annotation, cellular component: membrane. The transcript has 23 exons. NCBI's taxonomy places the organism in Eukaryota, Metazoa, Mollusca, Bivalvia, Myida, Dreissenidae. The record is from RefSeq and is a predicted model, not a curated record. Gene Ontology annotation, molecular function: sodium:proton antiporter activity. Gene Ontology annotation, biological process: sodium ion transport; proton transmembrane transport; regulation of pH. Bases 36 to 2297 code for a protein of 753 amino acids.
GCGUGUCCGCAACAUGGCGACUGUCAUGUUUACUGAUGAUCGUCCUUCACUUUCACUCAUCUCAUCAGUCAACUACCGCCGCCACCACCAAGAUGUCUAAUGAGAGUCCUACAAACCCAACAACAUCGAACGCGACUACCAAGACCAGUACACUAAAGCCGAUUGACAACAACGACACGGAGCAAGGAACAUCACUUGAUCCGUCGCAUAGCAACUUCUCUACCACCACCAAGAAGCCGGACUCGGGCCACCAUUCGUCCACCUAUGAACUCGUGCAGGUUCACUGGGAGCACGUCAAGGACCCAUUGGUGUUCACAAUCGUCGUCAUCGUCGCUGGACUCAGUAAGAUCGGUUUCCAUCAAUCGCACUUCCUGUCAUCUAAAGUCCCCGAGUCAUGUGUCCUAAUCAUAAUCGGCGUCAUAUUUGGUCUCAUACUGAAGUUUACCAACACCUCCGACAAGAUAACGCUGUAUGCCCCGCACGAGUUCUUCUUGUAUCUACUUCCGCCAAUUAUAUUGGAGUCUGCCUUCAGUUUGUAUGAUCGAACUUUCGUAGACAAUUUAGGGGGAGUCUUGCUGUUUGCCGUUUGGGGGACAAUACUCAAUUGCUUCCUCAUAGGUCUUACGCUAUGGGGUCUAUACCUGGCAGGCGCUAUGGAGGACAUAGGUUUCACGUUCGUACAGGUUCUCGUGUUCAGCGCUUUGAUAGUUGCUGUCGACCCCGUGGCGGUGCUCGCAGUAUUUCAGGAGGUAGGGGUAAACAACACGCUCUAUUUCCUCGUCUUUGGCGAGUCCCUGUUAAACGACGGUGUGACGGUAGUGAUGUAUAACGUGAUGCAGGUCUUUAACGGUUUCGACACUAUCACGGUUGGUCAGUGUUUUCUGGGCGUGGCCAAGUUCUGUAUCGUCUGUUCAGUGGCAACUUUGAUUGGUAUCGUUUUCGGGCUAAUUGCAUCGUUCUUAACAAAGUUCACUCACUCCGUCAAAGUUGUUGAACCAAUGAUUGUUUUUGGCUUCGCCUACAUCUCGUACUUGAUUUCCGAAAUGUUCCAAUUCUCCGGAAUCGUCAGUAUAAUUGCAUGCGGUGUAGUCUUGGUACAUUAUGCCUUCCACAACGUGACGAAAAAGUCCAAAAAAGCGAUAACAUUCAUCUCAAAGGUUAUGGCGAACGCCUGCGAGAUCAUUAUCUUCAUGUUUAUCGGCUUAGUGACCGUGAAUCAAACGCACGUCUGGAAAUCAGAAUUCAUUUUAUGGACGAUAAUUUUGUGUAUCGUUUAUAGAUUCGUAGUAACAUACUUCCUAUCAAUGCUCGUCAAUCGCUAUGCAUCUACGAGAGUCCGCAAAAUUAGUUAUAUGGAGAUGUUUAUGAUAAGCUACGGCGGAUUGCGUGGAGCCAUUUGUUUUUCACUGGCCGCUAUGAUCGAUGAAACUGCGAUUCCGGCCAAAAAUUUGUUUGUGACAACAACGUUGUUCGUUAUUUUCUUCACCGUGUUCGUUCAGGGCGCGAGCAUCAAAUGGCUCACGAAAAAGCUUCGUAUCGCAUUGGCAGAAUCCAACAAGGAAAUGAGCCUCAACACGGAACUGUCCCAGCAUAUGUUUGAUCACAUGUGUACGGCAAUCGAAGAAAUUGUGGGCUACUCUACAGGACAAUUUCGUCUAAAGGCGAAAAUAUACCAAAUAGACGACUCAAUUAUACGACCGAGGAUUCUACGACACGCUACUACCACGAAGCUGGAUGAAUUCACUGAGUAUUACGAGAAAUUAGUGAUGAAAGAACACUAUAAAAAUCUGCAGUUGAGUGGAGCCAAACUUACGCGAGUUAAGACAGCCAUUCGUCGUCUUGACAGCGACUUUGCCAUGGAUAAGCUGGUAGAAAGCGAAUCUAAACGCGAGGCCGCUGACUUGUUUCAGAAGACCGUCGAAAGACGAGAGCAGGAGAUGCAAGAGGAGAACAAACGUCUCGGGGGCGACGAUUUGAAAGUCUUUUUGUCGACACUGAACGCCACACAAAACCGGCUACAUAAGGACGUGCACGAUAAAAAUAUGACAUCGUCGAAGGGUCGCCGCUCGAGCAUGGUCAACUUCCUUCGCAAGAAGCGUGGAAUGAACAAGGCAUUGCGAGAGAUGCGCAGGAAAAGCGACCCGGAUGCAUUUGCGUUCUCGGACUCGCUUCCCACCAACCAAUCCUUCACUAGGUCUCCCGAAGACAGGACACCGAAACAUGCCACUGUUACAGAAGAAGACGAAACCAAGGCAGAUAACCAUGAACCCAACGGCAAUGUGACAUUUGAGCUAUAAAUAGUAAAAGUUACAUUUAAGCUGAAAAAAGUGACAUUUGGAUUAUUACUAGUAAAGUGUCAUUUGAGCUAUGAAAAGUGAGUCACCUUUGAGCUAUAAAUAGUAAAAGUCACAUUUGAGCUAAAAAAGUAAAAUUGACAUUUGAGCUUUAAAUAGUAAAAGUUAUUUUUUUAGCAAUUCAAUGUUGAAAGUCACAUUUUAGCUAUGAAUAUAAAAUUGACAUUAGUGCUGUAAAUAGUAAAAAUGGCAUUCGAACUUUAAAGAGUAAUACUUACAUUCGAACUGUAGAGCGUACUGUAUUCGCUGUUAGUUUUGGGGGACCAAGUUCAGGGAUCGUGUUUGCAACGUGUGUUGUUUAAUGACGGUAAAAGUGUAUUUCAAAUGGUGUAAAUAGAAUUAAAAGAAUAUGCUUUACUAAUUGAUGAAUUCUUUAUGACCAGUGUAUUGGGCCUAAUAGUUCAAAUUGAGUGCACAGGAUUUCAGGUCAAUUAUUGUAGAAUCUAGUUGUAGCCCAGGAGUUCAGGUCAGCUAUUGUAGAAUCUAGCUUCAGACUUGAAAAACUCAUGUUUAGUUCAUAACAAUUUUGUUUAUUGAAGUUGAAAUAUCACGAAACGUGUCAAAAUAAUAACAUGUGCUAGAAAAUACCACGGGGUAUUAAAUAAUUCAAGAUAUGUUUACAAUGAAUUUAAAACCAUUUCUUAUUUGUAUAUGUUAUUUUACAAAAAGAUACCCCAUAGUUUAACAUUUGACCACUAAGUACAAAGAUUAGCAAUUGAUUUUUUGUAGUAUGAUCCCUAUCAGAUAUCAUUAUAAUCAUAAUGGGCAGUUGUGCCUGGGGAGAUACAAAACAAAAACUGUCAAUACAUUAAGCAAAAUUUCUAUAUUUUCUUACCGCGAUCAUAUCAACUAAAUAGCCACAUUUAGCUUGCGGGUAAAACAUUAUUUAUCGUAUGUGUGUGUGUAUAUAUUAAAGUUUGUGAGGUACUAUCGCGCAUGAGGCUGCUUAUAUAAUCUACCCUAUUCAUGUACCUAUGUCUAUCUACCCAAAUACAGCAACUGUAACGGAACCCUGACUUUUUCCAAUCAUCUGCUGUGUUUUUAUCACCGUCCACCGGUUGUAAAACAAUUAUGCAAUUUAUCGACGAAUCAACGCAAAUAGCUUUUAAUAAAAUGCAACAUUAAUAUUAAGGAACAUCUGGGUUUCCAAAAAAAAUAAAAUAAUAAAAUAAAAGUAUUUGGAGUAAAAAGGAGGGUGUCCGAGAGCUUGAGUGUCCGCAAACAUAUCUUUUUCGUUGCCUGGUUGCAAAUACAUACACUCAUUGUGUUCAUCGUCGCUGUGUAUACAUAUAGUAUAAUUGAAAUUUGUUAUAACUUUGUAUACCAUAUUACAUACAAAUGUGUGGUGUGAUAUGACAUGCUUGUAUAUAUUGUUUUAUUCGGAAAAUUCGUAAGCUCAUUUCUAGAGCUUUUAAACGUUGUAUAUAUUUUAAUUGCAAUACAAUACCAAAAUGUUGCAUUUGUUGUUGUUU